Molecule: messenger RNA, 314 nt
Organism: Emiliania huxleyi CCMP1516
Lineage: Eukaryota; Haptophyta; Isochrysidales; Noelaerhabdaceae
Exons: 3
Coding region: 77-271 (64 amino acids)
Biological process (GO): protein ubiquitination
Molecular function (GO): ubiquitin protein ligase activity
Source: RefSeq, a predicted model, not a curated record
GGAGGGCGAGGAGGAGGCCGAGUCGGAGGGCGAGCUGGGCAAUGACGAGGACCUGGACGAGAACUGCAUCGUGUGCAUGGACCAGCCGCGCGACGCCACCGUGAUGCCGUGCCGCCACAUGGUUCUCUGCAGCCGCUGCGCAGGCGCGCUGCGCUACCGCACGGACGUGCAGCACCGCUGCCCUAUUUGCCGCACAGAGAUCGAGUCCGUCCUCGAGGAGGACGAGCAGCUUGAAAAGGCAAUGCUCGAGUUGCCGUGGGGCUUCCGCUGAGUAUGGGUGCAUGCUCACGAAUGGUUAUAGGGGGAGAGAGGAA